GAAACCAUCUGGCUUCUGAUAGUCGUGGACUCACUAGGCUGCUGAGGGAGAGUCCUACCUGCUGCCGGGCCAGGGCGGAGAGUUUUCGUGAGAAGCCAAGCCCAAGAACCAUGAACUAAGAAGACACGGAGAGAAGUAGUCAGAGCAGGGCCUCCAAAACUCGUGAAGAUGUGUGACCAACCAAAGUGCAACCCAUGCUGCCCCCCAAAGCCCGAGUGCUGCCCCCCAAAGCCCCAGUGCUGCCCCCCAAAGCCCCAGUGCUGUCCGCCAAAGCCCCAGUGCUGUCCGCCAAAGCCCCAGUGCUGCACCCAGCAGACAUGCUGCUGUUUGGAGCCCAAGCCUGAGUGCACCUGCCUGAAUAAGGAGACUGAGUCCAUGGCACCCCAAACUCAGAAAGACAACCCCCAAACACCACCGCAGCCCCAAAGUCCAAGACAGGGGUCCAAACCUGGUUCCUGGGGGCAGAAGCAGCCAAACAAGUAGGCUGUCCCAUGUCCAUCACCCGGUGGGUUCAGGCUAGACCUGCUUUUAGAAAAACUGUCUCUCCUGGAGCCCCAUUUACUCCCAACCAGAGGGCACCAUUUCCCCUCAUAGCUCCCCACCUUAGGGAAGUCCCAACUAGAACUGGUUGAAGAGGUUAGAACCCUUUUCAGGACCAUCUUGCCUAGUGAUCCUGACAUCAGCACAAAAAUAAAAGAGCACUA
Molecule: messenger RNA, 704 nt
Organism: Sus scrofa (pig)
Lineage: Eukaryota; Metazoa; Chordata; Mammalia; Artiodactyla; Suidae
Gene: SMCP
Product: sperm mitochondria associated cysteine rich protein
Source: RefSeq, marked provisional